CUGCCCCUGCUGCAGCAAACCCUAAAGCCUUGUGUGGAGGUGACAAUGUCGCAAAGUGAUGGAGCUUCUGCAAGACAGGUUCCUGAGUAACUGUGUUUAGUAGAACUCCAGCUGACCUGUGCUGGACCCAUAGCUAGAGGAAGAAAUAAGCUGUUUUUGUUUAGGCCUCUUAGGUUUGAUAGCUGUUGCUGCAUUUUAACUUUAUUUAGAAUAUGUAGAGAAAUUUUAAAACUCCACAAAACACCAAUUCAAAAAUGGGCCUAGAACUCGAAGAGACAUUUCUGUAAAGAUAGAUAGAUGACUUAUAAGCACAUGAAUAGAUGCCCAACAUUACUAAUCCAUUAGGGAAAUGGAAAUCAAAACCACAAUGAGAUACCACCUCACACCAAUUAGGAUGGCUAAUUUUUUUUUUUUUUUUAAACUUUUGUGACAUGGUGUUUCUCUGUCACCCAGGCUGGACUACAGUGGUGCAAUCAUGGCUCACUGCAGCCUUGAUCUCACUGGCUCAAGCGGUCUUCCCACUUCAGCCUCCCGAGUAGCUGGGACUAUAGGUGCAUGCCGCUACACCUGGCUAGGUUUUUAAUUUUUGAUAGAAAGAGGGUCUAAAUAUGUUGCCCAGGCUGGUCCCAAACUCAUUAGUUAAGCAAUCCUGCCUCAGCCUCCCAAUGCACUGGAAUUACAGGCAUGAGCCACUGCGCCUGUCUGAAGAUGGCUAAUAAUUUUUUUAAAAGAAAGUAGGCUUUGCAGAUGCCACCGCUGCCGGGAGCCCUGUACUAUCAGCCAUGGUCAACCUCAGUGUUCUUCAACAUUGCUGAUGAAGGCACACCCUUGGGCCGUAUCUCCUUCAAGCUGUUUGCAGACAAGGUUCCAAAGACAGCAGAAAACUUUCAUGCUCUGAGCACUGGCGAGAAAGGAUUUGGUUUUAAGGGUUCCUGCUUUCACAGAAUUAUUCCAGGGUUUAUAUAUCAGGGUAGUGACUUCACACGCCAUAAUGGCACUGGUGGCAAGUCCAUUUAUGGGGAGAAAUUUGAUGAUGAAAAACUUCAUCCUAAAGCAUGCAGGUCCUGGCAUCUUGUCCAUAGUAAAUGCUGGACCCAACACAAACAUCUGCACUGCCAGGACUGAGUGGUUGGAUGGCAAGCAUGUGGUCUUUGGCAAGGUGAAAGAAGGCAAGAAUAUUGUGGAGGCCUCUUUUCGCCAUCUUUUCUCUUCCCGUGGAGCUGUCGCCAUGAAGGUCGAGCUGUGCAGUUUUAGCGGGUACAAGAUCUACACCGGACACGGGAGGCGCUACGCCACGACCGACGGGAAGAUUUUCCAGCUUCUUAAUGCGAAAUGCGAGUCAGCGUUCCUUUCCAAGAGGAAUCCUCGGCAGAUAAACUGGACUGUCCUCUACAGAAGGAAGCACAAAAAGGGACAGUCGGAAGAAAUUCAAAAGAAAAGAACCUGCCGAGCAGUGAAAUUCUAGAGGGCCAUUACUGGUGCAUCUCUUGCUGAUAUAAUGGCCAAGAGGAAUCAGAAACCUGAAUUUAGAAAGGCUCAACGAGAACAAGCUAUCAGGGCUGCUAAGGAAGCAAAAAAGGCUAAGCAAGCAUCUAAAAAGACUGCAAUGGCUGCUGCUAAGGCACCUACAAAGGCAGCACCUAAGCAAAAGAUUGUGAAGCCUGUGAAAGUUUCAGCUCCCCGAAAACGCUAAACUGGCAGAUUAGAUUUUUAAAUAAAGAUUGGAUUAUUAAAAAAUAUAUAUAUUGUGGAGGCCAUGGAGCGCUUUGGUUCUAGGAAUGGCAAGACCAGCAAGAAGAUCACCAUUGCUGACUGUGAACAACUGUAGUAAGUUUGACUUGUGUUUUAUCUUAACCACCAGACCAUUCUUUCUGUAACUCAGGAGAGCACCCCUCCACCCCAUUUGCUCUUAGUAUCCUAGAAUCUUUGUGCUCUUGCUGCAGUUCCCUUUGGGUUCCAUGUUUUCCUUGUUCCCUUCUGUGCCUUGCUGGAUUGCAGUGUUAAGUUUAUGAUUAUGAAAUUAAAACUAAAUAACAAAAAGAAAAUAGUAAAUGUUGGCAAUGAUAUGAGAAAUUGGAACCCUUGCACACUGUUAGUGGGAAUAAAAAUGGUACAGAAACUGUGGAAAACAAUAUGGCUGUCUCUUUAAAAAUUGAACAUGGAAUUACCGUAUAAUGCAGCAGCUGCACUUCUGGGUAUCUACCAAAAAUAAUUGAAAACAGGGUCUCUAAGAGCCAUUUAUUUGUACACCCAUGUUCAUAGCAGCACUAUUCACAAUAGCUAAAACAUGGAAGCAACCCAGAUGUCCACCCACGGAUGAAUGGAUAAGCAAAAUGUGGUAUAUCUGUACAAUGGAAAGAAUUUCUGAAAUAUGCUACAACAUGAAUGAACCUUGAAGACAUUAUGCUAAAUGAAGUAAGCCAGUCACAAAAAGACAAGUACUGUAUGAUUCCACUUACAUGAGGCACUAGAGUCAUCAAGGUACUAGUAGCAGAAAGUGGAAUGGUGGUUGCCAUGGGCUGGGGGAUGGAGAAUGGGAGUUACUGUUUAACGGGUACAGAGUUUCAGCUUUACAGACGGAAAGAGUUACAGAGAUGGAUGGUAGUGGUGAUUACACAACAGUAUGAACAUAUUACCACUGAACUGUACACGUGAAAAUGGUUAUGAUGGUAAAUUUUGUUAUGUGUAAAAAAAAUUGGAAAAAUGUGUAAAAUUUUUUAAAUUGCUGAAGUGUAUGUGGCAGAUUCUCUGCCCCCCAUUUCCCCUUUCUUAAUAUGAAUGGUCCCUCCUCCCACAAAACUCUAAGCCCUUUCUGCCCCCUCCAUGUCACCGUAUGAACACUCAUUCUUUGUUUUUUAAUGACUACAUGUCAUCUCAGUGUAUGGACGCACUAUCCCCUAUUAAAGAGAUGUAGAAGUGUGCUGUAA
Molecule: messenger RNA, 2927 nt
Organism: Symphalangus syndactylus (siamang)
Lineage: Eukaryota; Metazoa; Chordata; Mammalia; Primates; Hylobatidae
Product: peptidyl-prolyl cis-trans isomerase 8-like
Biological process (GO): cytoplasmic translation; protein peptidyl-prolyl isomerization
Cellular component (GO): cytosolic large ribosomal subunit
Molecular function (GO): mRNA binding; structural constituent of ribosome; peptidyl-prolyl cis-trans isomerase activity
Source: RefSeq, a predicted model, not a curated record